AUGACUUCAACUGAUAUUGAACAAAAUUUUCCCAAUUUGUCCUUUUGUUUGCUAGAUAUUUUUUUUAGUGAGGUUCAUGCUAAAGUCAACUACCGCCAAGCCUAUACUACAAUUAAUGAAUUAUCAAAAAAAGCUAUUCAAAUUGGGCUUGAUGCUGGUUCUAAUACAUUAGAAGAACUUGAAAAUUGUAUGAAUAGUUUUAUCAGUAAAUACAAACCAAAAGGUAAAGAAAAAAUGACUCACAAAAGGAAUAUAAGUCAACAGGAAAAUGAAGAUAAAUUAUCAAAUUCAAGUUCUAGUGACAAAGAAAAUUUCAUCAAAAUUGAAAAUCCGAUUGUGAAUUCAAAAAGAGGAGCUCCAAGAAAAAAGUGCUUCAAAAGUUCUAGUGAAUUAGAAAAUAAAAGCAAUUCAAAUACUAAACAUUUAGAAGCACAAAAAAUUUGA
Dentiscutata erythropus is the source of this 444-nucleotide messenger RNA. NCBI's taxonomy places the organism in Eukaryota, Fungi, Glomeromycota, Glomeromycetes, Diversisporales, Gigasporaceae. The record is from the annotation of a GenBank genome assembly.